This is a messenger RNA of Nomascus leucogenys (northern white-cheeked gibbon), 1700 nucleotides long. RefSeq names its product zinc finger protein 626. Lineage: Eukaryota; Metazoa; Chordata; Mammalia; Primates; Hylobatidae. The transcript is spliced from 5 exons. Gene Ontology annotation, molecular function: DNA-binding transcription factor activity, RNA polymerase II-specific; RNA polymerase II cis-regulatory region sequence-specific DNA binding. The record is from RefSeq and is a predicted model, not a curated record. Bases 152 to 1270 code for a protein of 372 amino acids. Gene Ontology annotation, biological process: regulation of DNA-templated transcription.
UUCCGGGUUUGGUGCGGCCUGCGUCUCUCGCUGCAGUCAGAGUUCCAGCUCUGGUUCUUACUGCUCCUAAAGGCCCAGGUUCUGUGGCCCUGUGUCCUGCAGGUAUUGGGAGAUCCACAGCUAUGACACCGGGACCUCCUGGAAGCCAAAAAUGGGACCAUUGCAAUUUAGAGAUGUGGCCAUAGAAUUCUCUCUGGAGGAGUGGCAUUGUCUGGACACUGCACAGCGGAAUUUAUAUAGGGAUGUGAUGUUAGAGAACUACAGAAACCUGGUCUUCCUUGGUAUUACUGUUUCUAAGCCAGACCUGAUCACCUGUCUGGAGCAAGGAAAAAAACCUUUGACUAUGAAGAGAAAUGAGAUGAUUGCCAAACCCCCAGUAAUGUGUUCUCAUUUUGCCCAAGACCUUUGGCCAGAGCAGAGCAUAAAAGAUUCUUUCCAAAAAGUGGUACUGAGAAGAUAUGAAAAAUGUGAACAUGGCAAUUUACAGUUAAAAAAAGGAUGUGAAAGUGUGGAUGAGUGUAAGGUGCACAAAGAAGGUUAUAAUGAACUUAACCAAUGUUUGAAAACUACCCUGAGAAAAAUAUGUCAAUGUGAUAAAUAUGUGAAAGUCUUACAUCAAUUUUCAAAUUCAAACCGACAAAAGAGAGGAUAUACUGGGAAAAAACCUGUCAAAUAUAUAGAAUGUGGCAAAGCUGUUAAGCAGUUCUCAACUCUUACUACACAUAAGAAAAUUCAUACUGGAGGGAAACUCUACAAAUGUGAAGAAUGUGGCAAAGCCUUUAACCACUCUUGUAGCCUUACUAGACAUAAGAAAAUUCAUACUGGAGAGAAACCCUACAAAUGUGAAGAAUGUGGCAAAGCCUUUAAGCACUCCUCCACUCUUACUACACAUAAGAGGAAUCAUACUGGAGAGAAACCAUACAAGUGUGAUAAAUGUGGCAAAGCCUUUAUGUCAUCCUCAACUCUUAGUAAACAUGAGAUAAUUCAUACAGAAAAGAAACCCUACAAAUGUGAAGAAUGUGGCAAAGCCUUCAACCGGUCCUCAACCCUUACUACACAUAAGAUAAUUCAUACUGGAGAGAAACCCUACAAAUGUGAAGAAUGUGGCAAAGCUUUUAAGUACUCCUCUAACCUUACUACACAUAAGAAAAUUCAUACUGGAAAAAAACCCUACAGAUGUGAAGAAUGUGGCAAAGCCUUUAAGCACUCCUCUAAACUUACUACACAUAAGAGAUUUCAUACUGGAGAGAAACCCUACAGAUGUGAAUAAUGUGGCAAAGCUUUUCACCUAUCCUCACACCUUACUACACAUAAGAUAAUUCAUACUGAAGAGAAACCAUGUGAAUGUGAUGAAUAUGGAAAAUCUUUUAACCAGCCCUCAAUUUCUAACUAAGAAUUGAUAUGGAAUAUAAACCCUACAAAUAUAAAGAAUGUGACAAAUUUUUUAAGGAACUUCUCAACCUUUAUUACACAUAAUUCAUACUGGAAAGAAACCCUAGAAGUGUGAAGAAUGUGACAAAGCAUAUAACAAGUUCUGUCUUUUUUUUUUUUUAGAUGGAGUUUCAACUCUUGUCACCGAGGCUGGUGUGCAAUAGUACAAUCUCGGCUCCCUGCAACCUCCACCUUCUGGGUUCAAUCCAUUCUCCUGCCUCAACCUCCCAAGUAAGGGGGAUUACAGGUGCCCACCCCCAUGCGCAACU